UUGAAUAAGUGCUUACGUCUCAUAAAAAUGCAAGUACCAAAAUUUUUAAAAUCAGUAAGGUAUUUGUUAGCAGCCAUAAAUGGUUUAUUUUUGCUAACUGGAAUAACUCUUCUGAUCGUCGGUGUCGUGGUUCUGGUUGCUUUUAAUCAGUACGAUACCUUGAUGACAAACAGAUUCUUUACUUUAUCUGGUUUUAUUAUCGCAACUGCUGUGAUCAUCUUUGUUGUCUCUUUACUUGGAUUUUAUGGAGCUUUUUCCGAACAAUUUUACUUUAUUGCUGGGUAUGUUGUGCUUCUUUUGGUUAUUCUCAUAUUCGAGAUUACAAUUACGGUUCUGGGAUUUGGCCUCCAAAACGAUGCAGCCAAUGAGAUAAGGUCUCCGAUGUCACAAAGUCUACAGCUUUAUGAGAGUAGAAGAGAGAAUGCUGUUGUUUGGGAUGAUUUACAGAUGGGAUUCAAAUGCUGUGGCAUCGCUGGUCGCCAUGAUUGGAACAAUAACAGAAUACCCAUAAGCUGUUGUCACAUUGACUAUGGUACUAUAUCACCCUUCGAAUGUACAGCGGCAAAUGCGUACACUGUUGGGUGUGCCAACGUACUUGGAGAGUGGCUUGGGUAUAACGCCUAUGCUGUUGGCGCCACUGGGGCUUUUGUCACAAGCUUACAGGUACUAAUAACAGCUGGGGCAGCAUGGCUGGCUUACAGGUCAAGAUUUGAAGAAGUUGAACUUGAAUCCUAAAUACUCAACUGCAUAAACAGUUCAAAAUUCAAUAAAUAGAUAUUA
Vanessa atalanta (red admiral) is the source of this 780-nucleotide messenger RNA. Its product is annotated as leukocyte surface antigen CD53-like. NCBI's taxonomy places the organism in Eukaryota, Metazoa, Arthropoda, Insecta, Lepidoptera, Nymphalidae. The record is from RefSeq and is a predicted model, not a curated record. Bases 28 to 735 code for a protein of 235 amino acids. Gene Ontology annotation, cellular component: membrane. The transcript is spliced from 5 exons.